GUGACAUCACUAAUAAAGAGGGUUUAAAAGUGGGCGAUGUAAGUGUUCUGGCAGCUGACGGAGUCAACAUGUUUGCCCUCAUCCUAGCAUCAGUGCUCAUCGCUAGCGCCUUUGGGUGUGGAAAACCACCCAUUGAGCCUCUCAGCUCUCGUGUGGUCAAUGGAGAGGAAGCCAGACCCCACAGCUGGCCCUGGCAGAUCUCUCUGCAGUAUCAGAGCGGUAGCUCAUGGUAUCACACUUGUGGAGGAUCUAUCAUUGCCGAAAACUGGGUGAUGACUGCCGCUCACUGCAUCAGCUCUGGGCGCAACUACAGGGUGCAUGUUGGUAAGCAUGACCUGUCCGUAUAUGAGGACGGCUCAACGACCAUCAGUGCUCAGAAGAUCAUUGUACAUGAGAAAUGGAACUCCUUGUUUGUGUCUCUUGGAAACGACAUUGCCCUGAUCAAGUUGUCUGAGCCUGUGACACUGAGUGAUACUGUUCAGUUGGGCUGCAUUCCUCCUGCUGGCUCCGUCCUCCCAAACAACUACCCCUGCUAUAUUACAGGCUGGGGAAGACUCUCCACUGGAGGCCCUCUUCCUGAAAAACUUCAGCAAGCACUGAUGCCCGCUGUGGAUCACGCUACCUGCUCCAGGUCUGACUGGUGGGGUUCCACUGUCAAGGAAUCUAUGGUCUGUGCUGGUGGAGACGGCAUUGUUGCUGGCUGCAAUGGUGACUCUGGCGGUCCUCUGAACUGUAAGAACUCUGACGGCAACUGGGAGGUGCACGGUAUUGCCAGCUUCGUUUCUGGUUUGGGCUGUAACACUCAGAAGAAGCCUACUGUCUUCACCCGCGUGUCCUCUUUCAAUGAUUGGAUCGACAAGGUCAUGAUGAACAAUUAAGAUGGACCAAGGAUGCUGACUUUAUUUUAAUACAAAAAAAAAAAAAAAAAACACCAAGAAAACAAAUAAAGAAAUACAUAAAUACAAAUAAAUAAUUGCUCAACAAGG
This is a messenger RNA of Megalobrama amblycephala (Wuchang bream), 986 nucleotides long. RefSeq names its product chymotrypsin-like elastase family member 2A. The coding region runs from base 69 to 878 and encodes 269 amino acids. NCBI's taxonomy places the organism in Eukaryota, Metazoa, Chordata, Actinopteri, Cypriniformes, Xenocyprididae. Gene Ontology annotation, biological process: proteolysis. Gene Ontology annotation, molecular function: serine-type endopeptidase activity. The record is from RefSeq and is a predicted model, not a curated record. The transcript has 8 exons.